CCGGGUUUGCAGGGAGGCUCCACCUUUUCAAGCGGUUCAGUGACCUCAGCAGUGGGCUGGAUUGUAAGGGUGGGAUUUCCAGGCUCUGAGCUCCGUGUAUUACUGCCUCUGUCUUAGGAUCUAUGCGGCUUCAGAGACAGCGAACACGGACUGGUUGUACCUUUCGCAGCCAGAGAGGCACAUACACUGUACAUUGGAUCUUUUUCUUUUUCUACAUGCGACUCCAAUCGGAAUAAAUAAUUAAGGAAUGUGGAAAUUACAGAAUGCCCAACAGCGUUGGAAAGAGAUUUAAACCCACCAAAUACAUCCCGGUGUCCACUGCUGCCACACUCCUGGUGGGAUCGACCACUUUAUUUUUCGUUUUCACGUGCCCCUGGUUGACUAAAGUAAUCUCACCCGCUGUGCCUCUCUACAAUGGCCUGGUCUUCCUCUUCGUCUUGGCCAACUUCAGCAUGGCAACCUUCAUGGACCCCGGUGUUUACCCCAGAGCGGACGAGGACGAGGAUAAGGAGGAUGAUUUCCGCGCACCGCUCUACAAGAACGUGGAGAUCAAGGGCAUUCAGGUCCGGAUGAAGUGGUGCGCCACCUGUCACUUCUACAGGCCGCCUCGCUGCUCGCACUGCAGUGUCUGUGACAACUGUGUGGAGGACUUUGACCAUCACUGUCCCUGGGUGAACAACUGUAUUGGACGGAGAAACUACCGCUACUUCUUCCUCUUCCUGCUGUCGCUGAGUGCUCACAUGGUGGGAGUUUUCUGUUUUGGCCUUAUCUUUGUCCUUGACCACAGAGAGAGGCUGGGAGCACUGCACACCACUGUGACUCUGGUGGUGAUGUGCAUAGCAGGUCUUUUCUUUAUUCCAGUCAUGGGUCUCACGGGCUUUCACAUGGUGCUCGUAGCUCGAGGUCGAACAACCAAUGAACAGGUGACGGGCAAGUUUCGUGGGGGAGUAAAUCCUUUCACCAAGGGUUGCUGUGGCAACGUGGAGUACGUUUUAUGUAGUCCCCUAGCACCCAGGUACAUGCUGGACCCCAGGAAGAAGCCCCAUGUCAAAAUUCAGCCCCCGUUCAUCAGACCUGACCUCUCAGACAGGCAAAUCACCAUCAAGGUGACUGACAACGGUAUCCACAGCACCGUCAUCAGCUCCAAGUCCAAAAGCAGCCUUGAUGGUCUAGAUGACAAAGAGACCCAGCCACCGCUGCCACCCAAAGCUGAUCGGUACAACCAGCUUAAAAGCCAGAUGACCUCCAGUGAAGAUAGUUCCCUUUCUACUAAGACCCACCCAUCCACUCCAGCCAUGUACAAAUUUAGGCCAUCCUUUGGCACCAUGCCUAAAGUCCAGUACCAUACUGCAGAGGAGAAGAUUGUCAUGUCUGAUGACCGGAAGCCUUCAGCCAUCUUGGAAGAAGGCGUCCGUGGUCAUGACUACCGAUCUGAGCCGAACCUGGACCUCCCCGAAUAUGCCAAUGCUCCCCUCCACCGCACUUUCCAGUCAUCUCCCCUCCAGCUGGAUUCUGAUCCCAUCAACUCCCGCUCUCUCAGCCUGAAGCAGGGUCAUGGCCGACCGGAGAAGGGCCAACUCCCAGCCCUGCAGCCCCGGACAGUCACUUCCACCCCCUACAAGAGUGUUUUCUCUCCAAAUAAUCUCUCCAACCGUAACGGUAGUCUAUCCUAUGACAGCCUGCUGAAUCCCAGCAUCUCCCCAGCUACUGCCAGUGAGUGCAUGGCCCACCAUGGUGUACCCUCUGUGGGGUUCCACUCACCCUACCUGCCCACCAAAAUGUGCCACAUCCGGGAACCUGAUAUACAGAGACAACAGGUCCCCCCUACCUACAGCCCAGUGAUACCCCCUAGAGUGGUGGGCAGACACUCACCUCACCUGAGGGACAGGGAUCCAUCCCCGGUACGCUAUGACAACCUCUCCCAGACUAUCAUGGCAUCCAUCCAGGAGCGAAAAGAGAAGGAGGAGAGGGAGAAACGGCAGAUACAUCGCGGGCGCUCCCAGACCCACAUCUAUGCCCAGGACUCUGGCGUGUUUGAUGGGGGCUAUGGCCUCCCCACCAAUGCUGGCUACCCAGAUGGGCCUCGUGGCCCCGGGUCAAGAGGCCCAACACCCCCAGCCUAUGGAGGCUCCAGAGACAACCUAAUGGGGGUUGGACUGGUGAGCUAUGGUCAAAGAACCCCAGUGCUACGUCAUGCUGGCUCUACACUGGGCCGCGCGCCUAGGACUUCAUCCACCUCCCUGCACACAGAUCAAAGCAGCAUCAACAGCAGCCAGAGCAGGGCCACAGGCCCAGAGGGUCCCUAUCGUUCCCCGGCCCACCAGCCCCAUUCCCCUGCCAUGCCCCGUUCCCCUUCCUAUUCCCAUCAGAAACUCUCCUACAUCAGUGCACAUGAGAGGACAGAGUCACCUCGUCUGGGGGGCUCAAGAGAGGCCAUGAAAGUUAAUGGGCAGAUGGACUGCCACCCGAGUGCCCAGGGUGCCGCCCUCAGCCCCAGUCGCCACAGUAACGUCAAAAAGGUGACAGGUGUAGGAGGCACCACAUAUGAGAUAUCAGUGUGAGCAGAGACACCGCAUCCAGCAUGACCGACAGCGGACACUCUGCUACAAAGAGAUUCUCUUCUGUUAUUUUAAGAAGAUAGCAGGCAGUCGGGGGCACACAGUACCCCCUGUUUUGAAUUUACUGUCCAGUCAGAGGAUCUCUGCUUUUUUUUGAGGGUCUGUUUAGCUAUAUGCCCAUGUGUGUUUGUGCCAGAGGGGUGGGUUGUCAGUUGAUAACGCUGAAAGCUGUACCGUACGUGUGCAGAGUGUUUGCCGUUAAUAUUUUGUAGUCCAUCAUUGUGGUCGUAAGAGUGGACCGUCCAACGAGAUCAUCGAUGUUAUUACUGUUGUCUCUCAUCUGUGUUUAUGAAGCGUUUGUUGUUCCAAAUGUCACACACAAACUUUGCUCCAGCAAACGCUGAGAGGGGUGAACAGAAACACUACAGAUCGGUUAAACACUGACUUACUGUGGACUUCUGCAAGAAGACUCUUUUUCCGAGUCAGCUGACCUCAAAAAGAUAAGGUGCUUCACAUUAACUUGUACUGUUCAUGCCAUCUCUGGCGGAGAUGUGAUGGAGGUUUAUGUGGAGAAGUUAUGUGCGAGUGCAGUAAAAAAACAACACAAGAGAAACUGAGAUAUUUGACAGGGAGAGAUCUCUGCAGAACAGGAGUGGGUGUUCCUCAGCUGUGACAUGGUUAUUGGAUUGAGCAUAGACUGUAUAUAAAAGAUGUGUUUAACCACAGUGACAUCACCCAUUGGUUUGGUUAUUCCUGUUUUGAAACAGUGAGUUUAGGAUUUUUUUUUUUAACCAAAUUUGGAACAGGGUGCAGCUGAUCCGUUAACACUAGCUUCCUUGGUUAGCAAAUUGCAUCUGUUAUACACUGUGGCAUCAACUGGAUGCUAGUUUUUAGCUGGUGAAAAUCAGGUUUAAAAGAGAGUGUACUUACUACAAAAACUGAACAGCUAGUGUCCAACUAGUACUUUUUAGUACAACUCAGUGCUGAAAAAGUGAGAGGUGAAACCAGAGGCAACUGAGCACCCCAAUGCAUGCCCUGCUUGAUAGUCUAAUUUAUUGCAAAUGGGACCAUGUUUUACAAAAUUAACACCAUGGUAUAUUAAAUAAAGAUCGAAUCUAUUUACUGAUACCAUAAACUCAUUUGGAAAUAUUUACUGAGGUAAUAAACCGAGACAUAGGGUCACUUUUCUUAUAGAAGUCCAUCAGUGACUUUUUUUGCCUACCCAGAAUGGUUUCCCCCUGGUGGCUAUUAGAAAGAAUGCAGGUUUAAGGCACUUCUGCACUGGCUUCACUUACAGACUCAGAGACUACAUCCAUCAUUAAAGUCCAUGGUCAGGAGUUGAGGAACACCCACUGUUCUACAGAGCACCUAACUUUUAGUUUAGUUUAGUUUUUUGUGGUUGCAUUCCAAAUUGCCUGAGAAAGUCUUGCUUUAAAUGAAAAAAAAACUUUUUUUUUUCUCCUAAAAAUAAUUUUCUCAAGUACUCACACAGCCAGACAUGUGAGCAGACGUGAUUAUAUUAUGAAUGUCUCCACCUCCUGCCUGUGGUGUGCAGAUUUUUAGGGCUAGUAAAUAACACAGCCCUGCCCCCUUACUCCCAUAAAGAGGAUUCAGUAUGUAAUCGUGGCUUGUUUGUUUUCUGAGGCGAUUUCAAAAUGAGUCAUUACAAAAGAGCUGGGGUGAAACACUAUAUUGCCAAAAGUAUUCGCUUGUAUUCACAUACAUAUGAACUUGAACCCGUUCUUAAUCCAUAGGGUUUAUUAUGAUGUCGGCCCAUCGUUUGCAACUAUAACAGCUUCAGCUCUUCUGGGAAGGCUUUCCACAAGGUUUAGGAGUGUGUUUAUGGGA
Molecule: messenger RNA, 4406 nt
Organism: Archocentrus centrarchus (flier cichlid)
Lineage: Eukaryota; Metazoa; Chordata; Actinopteri; Cichliformes; Cichlidae
Gene: zdhhc8b
Product: zDHHC palmitoyltransferase 8b
Exons: 11
Coding region: 264-2561 (765 amino acids)
Biological process (GO): protein palmitoylation
Molecular function (GO): palmitoyltransferase activity
Source: RefSeq, a predicted model, not a curated record